Messenger RNA from Pyricularia oryzae 70-15, 3122 nucleotides. RefSeq names its product long chain fatty acid oxidase. The record is from RefSeq and is a predicted model, not a curated record. Bases 561 to 2927 code for a protein of 788 amino acids. Gene Ontology annotation, molecular function: flavin adenine dinucleotide binding; long-chain-alcohol oxidase activity. The transcript is spliced from 3 exons. Lineage: Eukaryota; Fungi; Ascomycota; Sordariomycetes; Magnaporthales; Pyriculariaceae.
CCCAGGUUUUGCAUUAACAACAAACAUUUUGUUCAACUUGGAAAAAACUCCCGAGGUUGUGACUUUCUUCUUCUCGGCAAAGACGAUAAAGGACGCGUACCAUGUAAACCACUGGAAUCUAGACUGCGUAUGAAAUUUUGGUGCCACAGAGAGUUGAGAUGAAAGCACGUGCGCUACGAGACCAGCCUCUGAUCUGCGUUGUCACGCCGUUUUGUUGACAAGCCCACCCGGGAGCUCUUCCGUCCUAUCUUCACUUUGUUCGUCACCUCGAACCACAGUGGCCUGCUGCUUUUUUUAGGGUGUUUUGGAACGCGCUGCAUUCUGCGCUAAGCGAGGGUCCCGAGGUAGUAUUGUGAAAUUCCCCGCUUGGACAGCUGAAUGCCACCCAUUUGAGUUCCAUUGAUAUACAACACCCACGGCGACACAAGAAUUCCACUUUCCAACCCCAAUGCCUGUCGAAUUCAACACAAAAUAUUUGUUUGAACAUAGCAGAUACCGAGCAAAUGUUCAGUCAGUGGUGAUAUAAAGCAAAGGAGGAAAAAAUAUAGGAAACUUUCAUUAUGGCUGGGAGACUGGAGCAAAAAGAUUCAGCGACCAAAACGGACAAGAUGGAGAAAAAUUCCGCCAUCGCACCGGCCAGGCCACAGGUCAUCGAGCUUGGCGAGAUGCAGGCCGGCGACUUUUGGACGCCAGUCCAGUGGGCCGUCCUCGUGUCCCUGGUUGACGCCAUACUGGCUCCCGUGGUGCCCGAGUCCGAAGUCGCCGACAAGAAGACGCAGAUCAAAAUACCAGACCACAAGUAUAACGCCCUCCUGGAGGAGUUGCACAGCACCAUCGCCGGAAACCCAGACAAGGAGGUGCUCAAGGCCGUCUUCCUCGAGAGCUUCUCCACCAACCCGGCCCUGGUCGGCCACAUGAAGCGGACCGUCUGCACAUCCGUCCAUCCCAAGCUCCGCGCCAGGCUCGGCGGUGUCCUCGCUGCCGUGUCGACCAGAGUGGGCGCCUUCUUCUUGACGGGGUACUGCACCCCGGUACACGAGCAGCCGCUGCACAUUCGUGAGGCCAUUGUUCGGGGCUGGUCGGUGUCUCGUCUCACCGACAUUAGGCUGCUGGUCAAGUCCCUGUCCAUGUUUGCUCAGAUCGCGUGGCUGCAGUGCAGCCCGCUGUUCAAGCAGGCGAGCGGCUAUAUCGACGUCCCCCAUAACUGGAAGCCGGGCCCUAGCUUCGACUUUGAGUUCCUGCAGUUUGGCCGUCCGCCCAAUGUGGAGGACAACUUGGCGCCCGUUAGUCCUGCCGUCAUCGAUACGGACAUUGUGAUCGUUGGCUCGGGCUGCGGUGGCGGAGUAUGUGCCAAGAUCCUAUCCGAGGCCGGUCACAAGGUGGUUGUGGUCGAUAAGGGCUACUACUUCACACCCGAUCAGUUCCCAAUGCCGCAGGAGCAAGGCAGCCGGCUCCUCUGCGAGAACGGCGGUGUUGUGGUUACUGCCGAUGGAUCGACCAACAUCGCCGCGGGCUCAACUUGGGGUGGCGGCGGCACCAUAAACUGGAGCGUGUGUCUGCAAACUCAGGGGUUCGUCCGACGUGAGUGGAGUCAAGAUCGCGGACUGGUCUUCUUCGAAACCGAGGAGUUCCAGGACUGUCUGGAUCGCGUAUGCGACUACAUGGGAGCCGGCCGGGGAAGCGAGCACGCCGUCAAGCAAACCCACAGAGGACAGGUCCUGCUGGACGGAUGCCGAAAGCUCGGAUGGCACGCCGCGGCGCUGCCGCAAAACUCGGGAGGCGCGGAGCACUGGUGCGGUCGGUGCAUGAUGGGCUGCGGCAGUGCUGAGAAGCAAAGCCCUGCGGUGAGCUGGCUUCCGGCUGCGAAGAAGGCGGGUGCCACCUUCAUCGAGGGUUUCCAGGUCGACAAGAUCACGUUCGAUGAGGCCUCUGGCGGCAAGGUCGCCACGGGCGUCGUUGGUACUUGGACAUCUCGUGAUAGCUCUGGUGGAGUUACCGGACCCAAGGAGCAACGUGCCGUCAGAAAGGUUUCAAUCAAGGCCAAGAAGGUUAUUGUCUCGGCAGGCUCUCUGUGGAGCCCGGUUAUAUUAUCAAAGAGCGGCGUCAAGAAUCGACACCUGGGACACAACCUGUAUCUGCAUCCCUGCAAUUUUAUUGGCGCAUACUACAAGGAAGAUAUACAGGCAUGGGAUGGCGGAAUCAUCACUAGUUUCUGCACAUCCUUCGAGGACCUUGAUGGCCACGGCCACGGCGUCAAGCUCGAACCUACGUGCCAGAUACCAUAUACCAAUAUGUCAAUGCUUCCCUGGAAGAGCAGCACCGACUUCAAGGCCGCCGCCAUCAAGUACCGCCACAUGGACGUCUACAUCGCCUUGACCCGAGACCGCGACUCAGGCAGAAUCCAGGUGGACCCUACGACAGGCACGCCAGUCGUGCACUACACGCCAUCGGACUUUGACCGCGCGCACACCCUCGAGGGCGUCAUCGCCACCGCCAAGUGCUGCUACCUGAUGGGCGCCACGGAGAUCCGGGCCUUCCUGCCGGGCGUCGAGCCGUUCAUCAGGAGGCCCACGAGCGCGUCCUCAACCACCUCGGCCGAUACCAACGACGAUGUGAAGAAGUCCAACCUCGGCGUCAGCGACCCGGACUUUGCGGCCUGGAUCAAGGAGGUCCGCCGCGUCGGCAACCGGCCCCCCGUGGCGCCUUUCUCAUCGGCUCACCAGAUGGGCACGUGCAGGAUGGGUAUCAACGAGGGCGAGGGAGUCGUGGACCCCAAGGGCCACGUCUGGGGCUACAAGAACUUGUUUGUGGCGGACGCCAGUGUGUUCCCGUCGGCGUCGGGGGUGAACCCAAUGAUUACAAACAUGGCGAUUUCGGACUAUAUCGCCAGAGGUGUGGAUCGCGAGCUGGCUUCCAAGUCGGCGUGAAGGUGGCGUAGUAUGUGAUGAAUUUGGACAUAUUUCUUUCAAUGUAGUAGUACCUUUUGUAUAAUCUCACAUAAAAGUGACGGUGUCUGAGCUAUGCUCUCAUGGACUUGAGGUGCAUCAUUGAAAUACGCUGUACGCUUGACAAGUACCAAAAGUAUAGGUACAAUGUAGGCUUAGAUGGUGCCUGAACCUGCU